GUAUCCCACGAGAUGAUGAUCUACUGAUCGUACAUAAAGAUCAAAGUCCUUCAAGAUCUCUCUUACCUCAACUUCUAUCUCCUUCGUCGGAAGCCCCCUUUCUUUUUCUCUAGUCCAUUAUUCUAUCUCUUCGAAAUGCUUCUUUACGAGGACAUCAUCUCCGGCGAUGAGAUGUUUUCUGAUGCGUUCCCCAUGAAACAUAUAGAUGGUAUUGCCUACGAAGUCGAUUGCCAGAUGAUCGUCGUAAAGGAAGGCGAUGUCGAUAUCGGUGCCAAUGCCUCAGCUGAAGAACAGGAAGAGGCGCUUGAGGACGGAGCAUCUACCGUCAACAACAUCGCUCAUUCCUUCCGUCUUCAACCUACUGCUUAUGACAAAAAAGCAUAUCUGUUACAUCUCAAGGCUUAUAUGAAGUCUGUAGCGGACAAAUUGGCAGCAAAGGGAGAUGAUGCUGCUGCUGUUGCUGACUUCAAGGCCAAGGCAAAUGACUUUGCCAAGAAGAUAAUUGGUAAAUUCAAGGACUAUGAAUUUUACACUGGCGAGAACAUGAACCCCGACGGAAUGGUAGCCUUGUUGAACUACCGCGAGGAUGGGAUCACCCCCUACUUCACGUUCUGGAAGCACGGUCUCAAGGAAGUGAAGCUGUGAUUAUUAUCUUGUUCCAACUGUGUUUUCCAUCAUCUUAUGUUAGAGCAAUCAUACGAGUCCGCUCCACUUUGCGCUCACACAGCCCUC
Suillus clintonianus is the source of this 732-nucleotide messenger RNA. Its product is annotated as Mss4-like protein. The record is from RefSeq and is a predicted model, not a curated record. Gene Ontology annotation, molecular function: calcium ion binding. Bases 136 to 645 code for a protein of 169 amino acids. Gene Ontology annotation, cellular component: cytoplasm. NCBI's taxonomy places the organism in Eukaryota, Fungi, Basidiomycota, Agaricomycetes, Boletales, Suillaceae. The transcript is spliced from 7 exons.